Desarmillaria tabescens is the source of this 1981-nucleotide messenger RNA. RefSeq names its product glycoside hydrolase superfamily. Gene Ontology annotation, biological process: carbohydrate metabolic process. The transcript has 17 exons. Bases 167 to 1981 code for a protein of 604 amino acids. NCBI's taxonomy places the organism in Eukaryota, Fungi, Basidiomycota, Agaricomycetes, Agaricales, Physalacriaceae. The record is from RefSeq and is a predicted model, not a curated record. Gene Ontology annotation, molecular function: beta-glucosidase activity.
CGCCGGCCGUUCCUUCAAUACCAUCAUGCACCACCACUGAGGAUACUCAACGGAAUACAAUAUUUUCCCUCCCUCUACAUCUACAUAGAACGAAUUCCAGCUCGGAACCAUAUAUAAAGGAUGUAACUUGCCUCUGAAUUCCAUCAGUCGCUGUAGUUUUACCAACAUGCGCGCAGAGCUCUCCCAUCUACUCGUCGUCCUUGCCUUCAGCAAGGACUUCGGUAAAGUAUUUGCGGCGCUGACUACGGGCGCGACUACUGGGAUCACUAGUGCUACCGCUACCUUGACCUCAAAUUCUGCUGCCUCUACGGUUAUUGCCACUCAGACUAGUAGUUUCCCUCCAGCUAGCUCUAGUCUUUCUCGGGACUACUCAUCGCAAGGUCUCGAGAGACUAUGGGAUAUGGUGGGACCAGUAGAACCUCCACCGUUCACUACUACCCGAGUUCCCACUGCGUCCGUUACGUUGCCUCCCUCUCCUCCGCCUUUAUAUCCGACAUUCUACGCCCCGGCUCCAAAAGACAUCCUCCCCGACCUGAAGUUCCCAAGCGGCUUCUUAUUCGGUGUCGAUACUGCCGCGUACCAGGUAGAAGGCGCGACCAAGAUUGAUGGCAAGGGCCCAACGACGUGGGAUUGGGCGUCGAGGCAACCAAACGCGAUCGCCGAUAAUACCACAGCGGACGUUGUCGACCUUCAGUACUUCUUAUACAAGGAAGAUAUCGAGCGAUCUGCUGCGCUGGGGGUCAAAGCUCAUUCGUUCUCCAUCUCGUGGGCGAGGAUAUAUCCUUUCGGUGCAGCCGACUCGCCCCUUAACCCUGCUGGUAUAGCGCACUAUUCUGAUGUGAUUGAUUAUCAUUUGGCUAAUGGAAUCGAGCCUGUCGUGACGUUAUUCCACUGGGACAUCCCUCUCGCUCUCCAGUCUCUUUACGGCGGUUUCACAUCCCCGAAUAUCGUGGACGACUACGUUAACUAUGCAAAGACCAUCUUCCAAGCAUACAAUGGACGCGUCAAAACAUGGUAUACUUUUAAUGAACCACGCGUCUAUUGCGGUCAAGUUGGUUCUUACCCCUUCACCGCAAUGCUCGCUCCAGGAGUCAAUGCAUCAAUGGCCCCGUACCAGUGUUCAUAUAAUCUGCUGAAAGCACAUGCCGCAGCCGUGAAAGCAUUCCGAGAGAUGGGAAUAUCCGGGGAAAUUGCUCUCAAGAACGACGAUUACAUAGGUACUCCCUGGCGGAGUAAUUUCACUGAAGACGCGCUCGCUGUCGAACGUCAUGCAGCGUUUCAAAUAGGCGUCUUUUCCGACCCAAUAUACACUACCGGCGACUGGCCUGAGAUCUUAACCGACACACUAUCACCCGAGUAUCUCCCGCGCUUUACCGAUGAGGAAAAGCAAGAUAUCUUAGGUUCAGCGGACUUCUACGCCACCGAUUGCUACCGUUCACAGUUCAUUCGAGCGCCGCCAGAAGGUAUCGAUGCUUGCGUUGCCAAUACCUCCCACCCACUAUGGCCAGUCUGCAAUGACCCGGUGUUUUAUGACUCUGGGUAUGGCUGGGCUGAGGGUCCCUCUGCAGAUCCGUUGUCGUCCUGGCUCCAGGCGACACCAGUAAACGUCCGCGAUGAGUUGAAAGAACUUCACACGCGGUGGCCGACGAAUAAACUCUACGUCUCUGAAAUUGGAUUUGCGGAGCCUUUCGAAAACGAUUGGACUGAUAUGUAUCGUAUCACAGAAGACGUCGCUCGAACAAACUACUUCCUCACGUAUCUUGGCGAAAUCCUGUUGUCGAUUCACGAAGACGGUGUCCCUAUCGAAGGUGUCUUUGCUUGGGCCAUGAUUGACAACGCGGAAUGGGCUAGCGGACUAUCUGCUCGGUUCGGGGUACAAUACGUCAACUACACUACACUGGAGCGAACAUUCAAGCGAUCGGCGUUGUCUCUGUCACGAAUACAAAUAGCCGAAUUCUUUGGCUCUCACCUUCAAGACUAA